Messenger RNA from Cannabis sativa, 1964 nucleotides. RefSeq names its product homeobox-leucine zipper protein HOX11. NCBI's taxonomy places the organism in Eukaryota, Viridiplantae, Streptophyta, Magnoliopsida, Rosales, Cannabaceae. Gene Ontology annotation, molecular function: DNA-binding transcription factor activity, RNA polymerase II-specific; sequence-specific DNA binding. The coding region runs from base 392 to 1591 and encodes 399 amino acids. The record is from RefSeq and is a predicted model, not a curated record. Gene Ontology annotation, biological process: regulation of DNA-templated transcription. The transcript has 4 exons.
UUCUUCUCUCUCUAAUAAAAAUAGCCUUUCACGUGUGUUUGUCAACCUAAGAGAUGGUUGUCGGUCAAACUGGUUUCCCACAAGGCAAAAUUAUUAUAGGAUGGAUGGAAUGGAGUAAUAAUAAUAAUAAUAAUAAUAAUAAUAAUAAUAAUUACAAAAAAAUCAAAAUAAAUUAUUUACUUAUAUUUUACAUAUAUGAAAAAAAAAAGUCAUGAAAAGGAAUGGCACUGUUGGGUCUGCGUUCGUAAUGUUUGACAGAUCGAAUUUAUUAUCUCUAUAAAGACUCUUUCUGCUUCCUUCAGUUCAAACCCAUUUGUGAUUAUUGUACUCGUCUUCUUUUGCUCCUUUUCCUUUUUCUCUCUCUUUCGUUCCUUUUGCUUUCUUUCCCAGUAUGGAGCUGGGUUUGAGUUUAGGAGACCCUCCCAAACCCUUUGGGUUCAUAGAAAAGCACCACCGUGACCGUGGCCGUGACCGUGACCGUGACCGAGAACGAGACCACUCAAAUAACGACAACGCUUCUCCCUUUUGCAUGGACUUAUCAAUCGGCCCACUACGCUCUAGAGCUGAAGAUCGAAAUGGAAGAGAACAAGAACUAAAUAACAAAGAACAGGAGAGAAGAAGAGACGAUGUUUCACAUAUUGAGGGUACUGGUACUGGUACCGUGUCAUCAUCAGAACCGCCGGUUCAGCUCGACCUUCUGCCCCACACUCCGGUUCCUCGCACCCAUGGCGGUAGCGGCUUCCCUUGGUCCGCUUCCAUUGAAAAUCAGGAGGGCGGUAGUUCUGGUUGUGGAAUAUUGGAACUGAAUAGGGUUUCGAAAGUAGUGGUCCGCACCUCUGCAGCGGAGGAAGCGGACGAAACGACAGUGCUUUCGUCGUCACCGAACUCAAACAGUGGUGGAACGUCGUCGUUUCACAUGGAUAUAGGGUUGUACAACUACAGGGGUAGUGGAGGUAAUAAUAAGAGGGACCAGUACUCGGAGGGUGAAGCAGAGAGAUCUUCCCCUAGAGCCAGUGACGAUGAUGACGUCAACGGUAACAACAGGAAGAAACUCAGGCUCUCCAAAGACCAGUCUGCUUUUCUUGAAGAAAGUUUCAAAGAACACAAUACCCUCAACCCAAAGCAAAAACAAGCACUUGCUAAGCAACUCAACCUUCGACCUCGCCAAGUCGAAGUUUGGUUUCAGAAUCGUAGAGCGAGGACGAAGUUGAAGCAAACAGAGGUUGAUUGCGAGUACUUAAAGAGGUGUUGUGAGACUUUGACCGAAGAGAACAGAAGGCUUCACAAAGAGCUUCAAGAGCUCAGAGCUUUGAAGACUUCAAACCCUUUCUACAUGCAACUCCCAGCCACUACACUCACCAUGUGCCCCUCUUGUGAGCGAGUGGCCACCACGACCACCACUACCAACACAGUUACUAACCCCAACACCAAUCCUACCAGUAACAACAACAACAACAGUGAAUCACCAUCGUCAAAAGCAGCUGGUUUUCCAAUCAACAGGCCCAAGUUCUACCCAUUUCCUCAGACCCAAGCUCAGGCCCAGUCCCAAGCCCAAACAUAUACUCACCACCAGUCCUCGGCGGCUUCAUGAGCCCCAAUUAGGACCAUGGAUGUAACGUUGGACGUUUUGCUUUCGAAAGGAGUGGGUUUUUUAUGUGUACAUAGACAAAGUAAAAGAUUUCGGAUAAUGAUAAAAUAGGUUUGUUUGAUUAAAGAAGUUGUUUUAAUUCUUGUUCUGGGGAUAUUUCAACCUUUGAAAAAGAUAGAAAGAAAGAGAAGGGAUCUCCUAUCUUAGUCGCUGAAUUUUGUUGUGAUAGAGCGAGAAUCAGAGAGAGGAAAAGAAAAAAAAACAUAUAUUUGUGUUAAAUUUAUUUAUUUCUUUAUUAUUGUAAUAUCUGAUUACCCCUACUUUUUUACUGGGAAAAAAAGAAAAUAGAAGGAAAAAUUGUUUUGCCGUUUGAAAA